Messenger RNA from Priapulus caudatus, 900 nucleotides. Its product is annotated as 60S ribosomal protein L8. Gene Ontology annotation, molecular function: RNA binding; structural constituent of ribosome. Gene Ontology annotation, cellular component: cytosolic large ribosomal subunit; ribosome. Gene Ontology annotation, biological process: cytoplasmic translation. NCBI's taxonomy places the organism in Eukaryota, Metazoa, Priapulida, Priapulimorpha, Priapulimorphida, Priapulidae. Bases 89 to 859 code for a protein of 256 amino acids. The transcript is spliced from 7 exons. The record is from RefSeq and is a predicted model, not a curated record.
UAAUACUGUUGUUUGAUUAAUAAUUACUUAAAACCAUGUUUAUCGUAAAUUGGAGCGUUCUUUUUUGGGCCAACACCAUAUCGUUGAUAUGGGAAGAGUAAUCCGUGCCCAGCGAAAAGGUGCUGGUAGUGUCUUUAAGGCACACGUGAAGACCCGGAAAGGCUCACCAAAGCUUCGCCCAGUCGACUUUGCAGAGCGUCAUGGUUAUAUCAAGGGAGUCGUCAGGGACAUCAUCCACGACCCUGGCCGUGGAGCGCCCCUGGCCAAGGUACAGUUUCGUGAUCCAUAUCGGUACAAGCUGAGAAAUGAGCUGUUUAUUGCUCCAGAAGGUCUGCACACUGGACAGUUUGUUUACUGUGGCAAAAAGGCUCACCUGCAAGUAGGAAAUGUGCUGCCAAUAUCUGCUAUGCCAGAAGGUACCAUUAUCUGCAAUGUAGAGGAGAAGACAGGGGAUAGAGGACGCCUCGCACGUACGUCUGGCAAUUACGCCACAGUCAUCUCACAUAACCCUGACACAAAGAGGAGCCGUAUCAAGCUACCUUCAGGCACCAAGAAAGUUGUUCCAUCUACCAACAGAGCUAUGGUUGGUAUUGUAGCUGGAGGUGGUCGUAUCGACAAACCAAUCAUGAAGGCAGGUAGAGCAUACCACAAGUACAAGGUGAAGCGUAACUGCUGGCCGAAAGUGAGAGGUGUUGCCAUGAAUCCCGUUGAGCAUCCAUUUGGUGGUGGUAACCAUCAGCACAUUGGUAAAGCUUCAACUGUCCGAAGGGAUGCGUCACACGGCCGCAAGGUCGGUCUCAUUGCUGCUCGCAGAACUGGUCGUCUACGUGGUAGCAAGCCAUCUGGCAAGGAAGAUUAAACUGUAAAUGUAUAUGGAGAAAUAAAAAAAAGUCAAGUUAA